This is a messenger RNA of Ilex paraguariensis (yerba mate), 3666 nucleotides long. The record is from the annotation of a GenBank genome assembly. Lineage: Eukaryota; Viridiplantae; Streptophyta; Magnoliopsida; Aquifoliales; Aquifoliaceae.
AUGGCUAGUCCAAUCCUUUCUGAUCUCAAGUUCCUUCUGGGUAGAGUUCCAAAAUCAAAGAGAGAGAGAGAGAGUAUGGCAGAUGCACUUGUUUCUGGCCUUGUGAGUACCAUCUUGCGCAACUUGAAUUCUUCCCUACUGCAAGAAUUUGGGGUAGCUUUGGGCCUAAACGAUGAGAUACAGCGUCUUGAGAGUAUUUUUACUACAAUUCAAGCUGUGCUUCAAGAUGCGGAGGCUAAGCAAACGAAGAGUGAGGCUCUGCAGAAUUGGCUGAGAAAGCUUAAGGAUGCAGCUUAUGAUGUCGACAAUAUCUUGGAUGAUUUUGCAACCGAAGCUCUCAUCCGAAAGGAAAACCAUCAAAGAGGUGUGAUAAACCAAGUAAGUGCCUUCUUCACGUCUGGAAAUCCUUUCGUAUUUCGCUUAAGAAUGGCUCAUAAGGUGAAAGAUAUAAGGGAGAGAUUAGAUGCCAUUGCAGGGGAGAGGGUUAAGUUCCAUUUGAAAGAGGGUGUCACAGAUUCACAAGUUUAUGACAUGGAGAGAAGGCAAACUAGCUCACUUGUGAAUGAAUCAGAAAUUUAUGGUAGAAAUGAGGAGAAAGAAAUGAUAAUUGAUGUGCUGAUUAACAAUUUGAGCAAUCAAGAUGUUGUCUCCGUCUAUGCUAUAUGGGGUAUGGGGGGACUUGGAAAGACCACUCUUUCUCAAUUCCUCUACAAUGAUAAGAGGGUAGAGAGACACUUUGAGUUGAGGAUUUGGGUGUGUGUUUCUGAUGAUUUCAGCAUACUACGGCUGACCAGGGCAAUCAUUGAGUCGAUAGAAGGUGGUGGGUGCAAUAUCUCAGAGUUGGAUCCACUACAACGACACCUCCAAGAAAAAUUGAGUGGGAGGAGAUUUUUACUUGUGCUGGAUGAUGUGUGGAACGAAUACCAUGAUAAGUGGGAUGGACUCAAAAAUGCACUAAGGUGUGGAGCAAAAGGUAGUAUGCUUGUGGUAACCACUCGAAGUGAGAAAGUUGCUCUUAUGAUGGCUACACUUCCAAUAUUUAACCUGAGAUGUUUGUCGGAGGCUGAUUCUCGGAUUUUAUUCAAGCACCAUGCAUUCGGGAUUGGAAGGAGGGAGGAGAACUUAGAGUUGGAAACAAUCGGCAAGGCAAUAGUGAAGAAAUGUGGUGGGGUGCCCUUGGCAAUAAAGGCCCUUGGAAGCCUGUUGCGGUUUAAAAACAGCACAAGUGAAUGGUUAUCUGUGAAAGAAAGCGCAAUUUGGGAUUUAGCCGAUGGUGACAAUGAUAUCCCACCUGUCCUAAGGCUAAGUUAUGACAAUAUAUCUCCAUCUUCGAGGCAAUGUUUUGCUUAUUGCUCAAUAUUUCCCAAAGACUAUGAAAUGGAGGUGGACAUGCUGAUAGAGUUUUGGAUUGCAAACGACUUCAUUCCAUCUAAAGGAGAAACAAAUCCACAUCUUUUGGGCCAUGACAUCUUUAAUAAUUUGGUCUGCAGGUCUUUCUUUCAAGAUGUCAAGGAGGAUUACAAGGGUGACUUGACAUGUAAAAUGCACGAUCUGAUGCAUGAUCUUGCAAUGUCUAUUAUGAAACAAGAAUGCUACAUAAUAGAGCCUUGGAAGGAGCUGAAAAUUCCAGAAAAAGUUCGCCAUUUAUCUUUUUAUUGGAUCUCAAAUUGGAUGCUUCCUCGAUGCGAAGAUGUGCGAAAAGUGCAAUCUUUACGCUCUAUUGUAGUUCAAUCAAGAGGAGUGAACAAGGUGGAUAUUGCUACCUACAUCUCAAAACAAAGUCAUCUGAGAGUGUUGGAGUUGAAUGGGUAUCUCUUUAACAAAUUACCAUCGUCAAUUUGGAAUUUGAAACAUCUUAGGUACCUGAACAUGUCGGGCACUGGUAUAAAAAUUCCGAAAUCAACGAGUUUUCUUCAAAACGUGCAGAUGUUGAAGCCUGGAAAUUAUUGUGGGCUUCGUAAGUUGCCCAGUUAUGAGGGACCAAUAACGAUGGCAUAUGGGUCAAAGUGGUGUGGAAUUGAAAAACUACCAUCUUCAAUUGGGAAUUUGAAACAUCUUCGGUACCUCAACAUGUCGGACUCUAGGAUCAAGACCUUACCGGAUUCAAUGACUUGUCUGCAAAAUCUACAGACAUUGAAGCUGAAAGAUUGCAGGCUACUUCGUAAAUUGCCCAAAGGUAUGAAAAAUUUGAGAAAUCUUAGAUGUCUUGACAUUAGAGGAUGUGAUUCUCUUGUUUGUAUGCCUGCUGGACUCGGGCAGUUAAGACACCUACAGACUUUAAGCUUCUUUAUUGUGGGUUCGGACCGUGGUCAACAAAUAGGCGAGCUGAAAGAAUUAAAUCUUAGUGGUGAGUUGACCAUCAAGGGACUCCAUAAUGUAAGAGAUUCAGAGGACGCAAGAAGUGCCAACUUAAAGAGGAAGCAGGAUCUUUGUGCUUUGAUAUUGGAUUACGAGGAUAUCAAGACUGACAACUUACAAGAUAAUGAUGAAGAAAUUCUUGAUGGUCUCCAACCUCAUCCAAAUCUAAAGAAGUUGAGGAUAUGUUCGUAUCAAGGCUUGAAGUUUCCUAAUUGGAUGCUAGAUUUGGAUCUUCAAAAUCUGAUUAAAAUCUCUCUAGUUGGAUGUAAGAGAUGUGAACGUCUUCCACCUCUCGGGAAACUACCCUCCCUCAAGGAUCUUUCUAUUUUUGCAAUGGAUGCUGUUAAGUGUUUCAACAAUGACUACUAUGGAGAUGGGGAACAAUCAUUUCCAGCACUGGAAAAGCUCAGAUUCAGUGCAAUGCAUAGUUUGGAGGAAUGGACAACAGUUGAUAGAGGAGAAAUUUUUCCUCGUUUGCGGGAAUUAUACAUCAAUCAAUGUCCCAGGUUGACUGAAUUUCCUUGUCUUCCAUCACUUGGGAGAUUAAGCAUACAAAACAUCAAUGAGAUGCUAUUAAGGUCGGUGAUGGAUCUCACUUCACUUUCCUGGCUUGAAAUAUUUAGGUUUGAUGGGUUGGAGUUUCUUCCAGAUGGACUGCUUCAAAAUCACAAGGUUCUUGAGACCCUAUGGAUUAGUGGACUACGCAAUCUCAAGACCCUGUCACAUCAGCUGGAUAAUCUUUCUGCUCUGAAACAAUUGACAGUUAAGUACUGUAAUUCUCUCGAGUAUUUACCAGAUGGACUCAAAAACCUCAGAUCCCUUGAGACACUCGAGUUACAGGAUUGUGACAGCCUGACAUCCUUACCGGCGACAGGGUUACAAGGCUUGUCUUCCCUGAGAUCAUUGAAUAUAUAUUCCUGCAAGAAACUAAGUUGUUUAUCUGAAGGAGUGAAACACCUGACUGCUCUCCAAUAUUUGCGCAUAAAUAGAUGUCCAAAGAUGACGUCAUUGCCCGAAGACAUGCAACAUUUAAAUGCUCUCCGAGAGCUGAUUGUAUGGUCUUGUAAUGGAUUAGUUUCUCUACCGAAUUGGCUAGGAAGCCUCACGUCGUUGCAGUUUUUGAAUUGCCCCAACUUGAUCUCCUUGCCAGAUGGGCUGCAGUCACUCAAAACACUGUAUAUUAAUGAAUGUCCACAUUUGGAGAGGCGAUGCGAGAAAGAGAAAGGAGAGGACUGGCCAAAGAUAGCUCAUGUUCGUGAGAUUGGGAUCAAUUAUCGGAAAAUACAGUCCUUGAUCCCGCAUGACUAA